AUUGGCCCAUCACUAAUCGAUAAUGCAUCUACUGUUCAUUUAGAAAACAUGCAGGUACUUGUAUAUAUAGAGGUCCAAGACUCACUUCUACAAAACAAACCAUUAAACAAAAUUUCCAAGCAAUAACAAGAACAAUAUACAUAAUAAAAGAAUAUCACAACUAUAGUAUUGAUUACCAAAAAAAAAAAGAAUAUUACUAUACAAAUGGAUGUGGUAGCAAGACUAGCGUCACAAAGUGCAGUGGUGAUAUUUAGCAAGAGUACGUGCUGCAUGUCUCAUGCAAUUAAACGGUUGUUUUAUGAGCAAGGAGUAAGCCCUGCGAUUGUCGAGAUCGAUCAGGAAAUGUACGGUAAAGAUAUCGAAUGGUCUUUGGCCCGGUUAGGAUGCAGCCCUCCAGUUCCCGCAGUGUUUGUCGGAGGGAAAUUCGUUGGUACGGCUAAUACCGUCAUGACUCUUCAUCUUGAUGGGUCAUUGAAAAGGUUGCUCAAGGAAGCUGGUGCCUUGUGGCUUUAGUAGUUUAGUUCAUCUCAUGUGUUUUUGAGAAUAUAUAUAUAUAUAUAUAUAUAUCUUUACUUUGACCUUUUAAAGCUUCUUCACUUUAUGCACGGUUAAUUAAAGCAUAUGUGAAGAACUGCUUUGUAUUUGGCUGUUAUGUCUUUGUGGAAGUUGAUUUAAUGAUUAACUAUGACCCACUUUGGAUAGAA
This is a messenger RNA of Brassica napus (rape), 704 nucleotides long. Its product is annotated as monothiol glutaredoxin-S10-like. The record is from RefSeq and is a predicted model, not a curated record. Bases 205 to 513 code for a protein of 102 amino acids. The transcript has a single exon. Lineage: Eukaryota; Viridiplantae; Streptophyta; Magnoliopsida; Brassicales; Brassicaceae.